GGAACAUCAGUUCGCGCGAACUGCAAAAUAUCAACAGAAUUUUGCUAAAUUUUAUGCUAGAUUCUAUAAAUUCGAAAGUCUGAAAGAUUUUUAAAACGUUUCACCGGUUGCAUUCCGUUUUGAGGCUAAACGAAGUAAAGGUCAGAUGGGUAUUCACGGUUUGACAAAACUUCUUGGUGAUUGUGCGCCUUCUUGCAUGAAAGAAAAUGAGAUAAAGAAUUAUUUUGGUAGGAGGACAUUUUGAUACUUUUAGCUGUUUAUAUGUUGUUAUUAUAUGUGAUAUUGUGAUAGUACAGAGUAUAGGGAAGAGCAAAAAUUCAAGAAAUAGGGAAAGGGUUAUAAUGUAGCAAUGGAAGAAAUGGGAAGAAAUUCUGGUAUUCUAAUUGUUUCUUAUCUUUCAAUCGUGCCAUGUUCAUUAUAGUAUUUUAUUAAAUAGAUAUGUAAUUUAUAUUGUGACGAAGUUUAUAAAAAAAAUUUUAAAAAAUGUGAUCAGCUGUUGUUUGUUUGUUUGUUUGUUUGUUUGUUUGUUUGUUUGUUUGUUUGUUUGUUUGUUUUUUUUUUUUUUGGAGGGGGGCAAACCGUGAAUGAAGUAAAUACAGUGGAACCCUGAAUUUUGACCACCCUGGUAAUAUGUUCACCUCUUUAUUAUGGCCAUUUUAUAUUUUUGAAGUGUCUAUUCAGCCGGCAGACGGUUAUUUAGAUAAUGACUAUAGUUACAUAUAAAAACAUUUGUUUGCACUAGUUUUACCGAGCUUGCCGUUAGUGCAUACGGCAGGGGCGCUGCGUGCGGAAAGGGAAACCCAGCCGGGGUCGGUUUGUGUUUUUAACGUUUGACUUAGCAUAUUUUUUUCUUAAAUUUUUUUCAACUUUUUUUCUGCCUUUUUAACUCUCAAAAGGUUGGGUUAGGGUUAGAGGAGGGUUUGGGGUUAGGGAACGGUUUAUCUUAUAAAAAUUCAACUUUAAUUAUAGUCACUAUAUAGCCGGCAGUUUACUAAAUAGCCGGCUAUAUAGACACUUCGUUAUAUUUUUCUCCCCGAAAAUUUUAUAUAAAUUUCCACUUGAUAAUUUCCAUCUAUGAGACCCUUCAAAUCGUAUUGAAUUGAUUCAGAUACCAGCAAAAUCUCGAUUCUUAAAGAUACCCUGUUAAUACUGCCACCCCAAGAAUAUGGGUCAAAUUUCUUUACAGUAAUAUGUGUAACAUAAGCAGAACCUUCGAGCAGAGGCCAGUUAAGGUAAUUCUGCAGUAAUUGUUCCCGAAAUGAGAAUGUGCUAAAACUUCCCAGGCAUGGAGUUUAUGAUAUAUUUAAAGUAAAAUCACACAAAAAAGUCGGGGUCACCGAACACGUUAAGAAGAUAUGACAAUCACAAUAUACCACCUUUACCCCAAUAUGGCGCCAUCUUGAUGCUCAUUACGAGCAGGGUGUUAGCCAGAAGUAAAAAAAAAAUCUGCGUUUACUUGAAAUUGGGAAAUUUAUUUUAGCCUGAAGUCGGGCAUUUCUUUGUGGGUCUGGGGCCCCCUCUCGAUUUUUAAAAUUUUUGUGUCUUUGAAAUGGCAUUUCGAAGUAAUUUUGGGAGUAAUUUUGAGCAAAUGUAGUUAUAAACAUGUUUUUAAUGGCGUAUUAACAACAUUCAAUUUCUAUAACUCUUUUUUGGCUGAGCAAAAUUGGGAAAUUUGCGACCUCAAGCUAAUUGGGAAAACCGUGUUUAACAUGGAAUUUUUGACUGUAGCUAAGUACCCUGAUGAGUAACAGCAAAAUCACAACAGCCCGAUAUUUAUUGACGUUUUUAGCGCGGAUUUUUCUUUAGUAAACCUAACUUGUAAUUAUUUUUGAAAAAAUAUUGUGUUUUGAGCAAAAUGAAACUAAUAACGUGUACAAUUCUGAUCCACAAAUCUCUUUUCCACAUUUCUUUACAUAUCUUUCUUUGAGAAUAUGCAUUGAUAAAGGAUUUUUUUUCAAGAUCCAGAAAUGAUUUUUCUUUUAAUUUCGGAUAUGAAAUGUAAAAUAUUAAAGAAUUAAAUUAUUAGUCAAAAACCGGGGGUCAUCGAUCGUUUUAGGGAAUUGUGGCAUUAAAACGUGAAAUACAAGUAAAUAAAUAUACUACAGACACAGGGAACCCUAGCUACACUUUUGUAUGCCUUUUUUGAAAACAUUGAUUUUAACGUAAUUCUUUGCACGAAUGUAACCAAAGAUGUUUUGAAGUAACAUAAAAUUGUCAUAAAAUGUUUUUUUUAAACGGUACGUAUAAUGGAUGAAAUUAUAAGUUAUAAGAUGUGCGUAGUAAAAUUGCAAAACUGCGGAAUUACCUUAAAGUCCUACAGGUUGUCCUUCACAUUGCAACAAUAUUUUUGUUGACACGAAACUCUUUUGCCUUAUGUUUGUUAACCCAUUUACUGGCAGUACUCUACCACUGACAAGUAAAACCGUCUGGCAUUAAACAGAGUAAAUACUAAACUAGGGUGCAUUUGCAUUCACAUUGCCAGUCAAUGGGUUAAACCCUUUCACUUGAGUUUAACAUUCUUUCGUUUAACCUCCCUUCAGGUCGAAAGGUUGCCAUUGAUGCAUCGAUGAGCAUUUAUCAGUUUCUUAUCGCAGUCCGAAGUGAUGGAAGUCAACUGACAAACGAGGCAGGAGAGGUUACAAGGUGUAAUAUAACUUCAGACUUUAUUGUAGGUGUAUAGAAGGGAAAAAAUUAGGGGGACAGACAAAAAUUGCAUGAAGUGGAUGGAGAUUGCCAAUUUUUAAGUAGAAUUGCCUGACUAGCUCCCCCCAGCCCUCCCCCUCAUACACCUAUGGACUAUAUAGAAUCUAUUAUACUUUACAUGUUUCAGCUUAGAAUGUGAAAUUGUGUCUGUGUUGUUUAUCAAGUUAAAAAUAUUCUUGUUUUCUGUUAACAGCCAUAUUAUGGGCAUUUUUUAUCGAACAAUAAGAAUGGUGGAAAAUGGUAUUAAACCAGUGUAAGUU
Molecule: messenger RNA, 2963 nt
Organism: Paramuricea clavata
Lineage: Eukaryota; Metazoa; Cnidaria; Anthozoa; Malacalcyonacea; Plexauridae
Source: the annotation of a GenBank genome assembly